UCUCUCCCCAAAAACAGCGCCAGUCAUGGACUUCUGAGCUCAGCCUCAGCUCACAGCCUCACACUGGUCACAGCUGCGGGCGGUUCCAGCGAGGUCUCCGCCUCGUAUAAAACCCCCCCUCUCUAGGCUUUUCGCCCUCAAAUCUCUCCUCUCUCUCUCUCUCCCCCUCAAUUCUCUUUCCCUCUCUUCAACCUCGACCAAAAUGAGCGAUUCCAAGUCGAAGGCCACCGGAGUUUGGACCACCGUCAAGCCCUUCGUCAAUGGCGGAGCAUCGGGAAUGCUCGCUACUUGUGUCAUCCAGCCUAUCGACAUGGUCAAGGUGAGGAUCCAGUUAGGGCAGGGAUCGGCGGCUCAGGUCACUAAGAAUAUGCUUGCAAACGAGGGAUUUGGUGCGUUCUACAAGGGGCUUUCUGCUGGUUUAUUAAGGCAAGCUACAUACACAACAGCACGUCUUGGAUCAUUUAGAGUACUUACCAACAAAGCGAUUGAGGCUAAUGAUGGAAAACCCCUUCCACUCCUUCAGAAAGCUGCAAUUGGUUUGACAGCAGGAGCAAUCGGAGCAACUGUUGGUAGUCCAGCUGAUUUGGCUCUCAUCCGAAUGCAGGCUGAUGCAACACUGCCCCUAGCACAGAGGCGGCACUACAAAAAUGCAUUUCAUGCGCUUACCCGUAUUGUUGCUGAUGAAGGGGUUCUGGCACUCUGGAAAGGUGCAGGGCCUACUGUAGUGAGAGCAAUGGCUUUAAAUAUGGGCAUGCUUGCCUCAUAUGAUCAAAGUGUAGAACUUUUCAGAGAUUCACUUGGGCUUGGAGAAGUUAGUACCGUUGUUGGGGCAAGUGCUGUUUCCGGGUUCUUUGCAUCUGCUUGCAGCUUGCCCUUCGACUACGUCAAAACUCAAAUUCAGAAGAUGCAGCCAGAUGCAACUGGGAAAUAUCCAUAUACUGGUUCUUUGGAUUGUGCUUUGAAGACCCUAAAGAGUGGAGGACCUUUCAAGUUUUAUACAGGGUUUCCUGUAUAUUGUGUGAGGAUUGCUCCCCAUGUCAUGAUGACAUGGAUAUUCUUGAACCAAAUCCAGAAGUUAGAGAAGAAAGUGGGAUUAUAGUUCCUGACCUGCUAAGCAUAUCAUAAUUUGUGUUGACUAUAUACUGUUUGUAAUAAGAUUCCGUCCGCUGUAACUCUUCGGCAUCUUGAAGGCCACUGACCCCAUAUCUCUCAAAGGAUUCAGUAUGCUGCAGGUAAGUUAUAAUAAUUUUUUUAUAGUAUUAUUCGGACGCUAUAGGAAAUUUUGGGGGGCAGAUACUUCAGCCAGCUGAAAGAACAUUGGAUCAUGCCCGAAUAUCGACCCAUUUGUGAAUUCAAGCACCUGUUUGUUGUUUUAUUGUUAAGAAUUCUGUUUCUAUGUGAUGUUCUCUGAGCAUUAAUAGAGCAGCUUCUUGAUUGAUAUGUGCGAUGGUUAUCAAGUCCCAUCCUGUUCUU
Asparagus officinalis (garden asparagus) is the source of this 1473-nucleotide messenger RNA. RefSeq names its product mitochondrial dicarboxylate/tricarboxylate transporter DTC. Gene Ontology annotation, molecular function: oxoglutarate:malate antiporter activity. Bases 203 to 1099 code for a protein of 298 amino acids. The record is from RefSeq and is a predicted model, not a curated record. Lineage: Eukaryota; Viridiplantae; Streptophyta; Magnoliopsida; Asparagales; Asparagaceae. The transcript is spliced from 6 exons.